AUGGAUGUGGACUCGUCGUCGAUGGUGCCGGAGACCGAUCACGAUCCAGCCGUGCCGAACCACAGCACGACGUCGUCUCAGGCCGCAGUUGAAGGGGAACAACAGCUAGGUGAGCAGUCGCAACCUGGAACUGGAUCUCCAGCGCAGCAGCCUCAGCAGGCGGCGGCGGCGGCGGCUCCACAGGCGCAGCAGACUCCAGUGGCCGGGCCGCGGCAUGCCCCGACGUACUCGGUGGUCAAUGCAAUCUUAGAGAAGAAAGAGGACGGCCCAGGGCCAAGGUGUGGCCAUACGUUGACUGCGGUGGCCGCCGUGGGCGAGGAGGGCACCCCUGGGUGCAUUGGCCCCAGGCUGAUUUUGUUUGGUGGUGCCACCGCUCUUGAGGGCAAUUCGGCGGCUUCCGGGACUCCAUCUUCAGCUGGAAGUGCGGGCAUAAGACUAGCUGGUGCCACAGCCGAUGUGCAUUGUUAUGACGUGCUAACAAAUAAAUGGUCUAGGAUCACGCCCUUUGGAGAACCACCCACCCCAAGAGCUGCACAUGUAGCAACUGCUGUUGGAACUAUGGUUGUUAUUCAGGGUGGAAUUGGUCCUGCUGGCUUGUCUGCUGAGGAUCUUCAUGUUCUUGACCUCACGCAGCAACGGCCUCGAUGGCACAGGGUUGUUGUUCAAGGCCCUGGACCAGGGCCACGCUAUGGACAUGUGAUGGCAUUAGUGGGGCAAAGAUAUCUCAUGGCAAUUGGUGGGAAUGAUGGAAAGCGGCCUUUAGCAGAUGUUUGGGCCCUUGACACAGCUGCCAAGCCUUAUGAAUGGCGUAAGUUGGAACCGGAGGGGGAGGGUCCACCACCAUGCAUGUAUGCAACUGCUAGUGCAAGGUCUGAUGGUCUUCUCCUCCUUUGCGGAGGGAGGGAUGCAAACAGUGUGCCAUUGGCAAGUGCAUAUGGCCUUGCCAAACAUAGGGAUGGCCGUUGGGAAUGGGCAAUUGCUCCUGGUGUCUCACCCUCUCCCAGAUAUCAACAUGCAGCAGUCUUUGUUAAUGCACGGCUGCAUGUUUCCGGAGGGGCUCUUGGUGGUGGCCGAAUGGUUGAAGAUUCAUCAAGCGUUGCAGUGUUGGAUACUGCAGCUGGAGUUUGGUGCGAUACAAAAUCAGUUGUUACUAGUCCAAGGACAGGUAGAUACAGUGCUGAUGCAGCUGGUGGAGAUGCUGCAGUUGAGUUGACAAGGCGUUGCAGGCAUGCUGCUGCAGCGGUUGGUGAUUUGAUCUUUAUAUAUGGUGGUCUACGUGGCGGGGUGUUGCUUGAUGACCUACUUGUGGCGGAAGAUUUGGCUGCUGCUGAAACAACAUCUGCAGCUUCGCAUGCUGCAGCUGCAGCUGCUCAAUCUGUACAAGGUCGUUUGCCUGGAAGGUAUGGGUUUAUUGAUGACAGAACGAGGCAGACAAUGCCUGAAGCAACCCCUGAUGGUGCUGUUGUGCUGGGAAAUCCAGUUGCCCCCCCUGUAAAUGGUGACAUGUAUACUGAUAUAAGCACUGAGAAUGCCUUGCUCCAAGGAUCCCGGAGAAUGAGCAAAGGUGUAGAGUAUUUGGUUGAAGCAUCAGCAGCAGAAGCUGAGGCAAUCAGUGCCACCUUGGCUGCUGCCAAGGCACGGCAGGUUAAUGGAGAAGUUGAACUACCCGAUAGAGAUCGUGGUUCAGAGGCUACCCCGAGUGGGAAGCAGAUAUCUACCUUGAUCAAGCCUGAUUCUGCUGGAUCAAAUAACAUUCCUUCAGCUGGAGUGCGACUGCAUCAUAGAGCUGUUGUUGUAGCUGCAGAGACUGGUGGAGCUUUAGGUGGCAUGGUGAGGCAGCUCUCAAUUGAUCAAUUUGAAAAUGAAGGCAGACGGGUUAGCUAUGGGACUCCAGAGAGUGCAACUGCAGCAAGGAAAUUGUUAGAUAGGCAGAUGUCCAUUAAUAGUGUUCCCAAAAAGGUAAUAGCACAUCUUUUAAAGCCUCGUGGGUGGAAGCCUCCAGUUCGCAGGCAAUUUUUCUUAGAUUGCAAUGAAAUAGCAGAUCUUUGUGACAGUGCUGAGAGGAUAUUCUCCAGUGAACCAAGCGUCUUACAGCUUAGGGCUCCUAUCAAGAUAUUUGGUGAUUUACAUGGGCAAUUUGGUGAUCUCAUGCGCCUUUUUGAUGAGUAUGGUUCACCUUCCACUGCUGGGGAUAUUGCAUAUAUCGACUAUCUCUUCUUAGGAGAUUAUGUUGACCGAGGCCAACAUAGCUUGGAAACCAUUACACUUCUGCUAGCUUUGAAGGUUGAGUAUGCCCAUAAUGUACAUUUAAUUCGUGGCAACCAUGAAGCUGCAGAUAUUAAUGCUCUUUUUGGCUUCCGGAUCGAAUGUAUCGAGCGGAUGGGUGAGAGAGAUGGAAUUUGGGCAUGGCAUCGUAUAAAUCGUUUGUUUAAUUGGCUUCCACUAGCAGCUCUCAUCGAAAAGAAAAUUAUUUGUAUGCAUGGUGGUAUUGGUCGGUCUAUAAAUCAUGUGGAACAGAUUGAAAAUCUCCAGCGUCCUAUUACAAUGGAAGCUGGCUCAAUCGUGCUUAUGGAUCUAUUAUGGUCUGACCCAACAGAAAAUGACAGUGUAGAAGGCUUGCGACCAAAUGCAAGGGGUCCGGGUUUGGUUACUUUUGGGCCUGAUCGUGUCAUGGAGUUCUGCAAUAACAAUGAUCUUCAGUUGAUUGUACGUGCACAUGAAUGUGUAAUGGAUGGCUUUGAGCGUUUUGCCCAGGGACAUUUGAUUACUCUAUUCUCUGCUACCAACUACUGUGGUACGGCCAAUAAUGCAGGGGCAAUCCUAGUUCUGGGUAGGGAUCUUGUGGUCGUUCCAAAGCUCAUUCAUCCUUUACCACCAGCAAUUUCAUCACCAGAAACAUCACCGGAACGCCAUAUUGAAGAUACAUGGAUGCAGGAGCUGAAUGCGAACAGACCUCCAACACCAACUAGAGGCCGCCCACAAGUAGCUAAUGAUCGGGGUUCCCUUGCUUGGAUAUAA
Prunus armeniaca (apricot) is the source of this 3018-nucleotide messenger RNA. Lineage: Eukaryota; Viridiplantae; Streptophyta; Magnoliopsida; Rosales; Rosaceae. The record is from the annotation of a GenBank genome assembly.